CACUCUCGAAUAAAUUUUGACAAGAUCUAAUAUACAAGUCGACUGUAUUAUACACUUUCGCUGAGUCAGUAAUGUUGGCAGGCACUCCAAACUUAUUUUAACUUGUGAUAAAAGUAACAGCUACAAAUAAUUCAACUUGCCAGCAACUAUGGAUAGUGUAUUACAGUUAGUAAAUAAUCCAAUUGAUGUCUUUGAGGAAACAUCACGACUUCUCCUGAAAAUUGCUGAUAAUGUCAUCAAUACACCUAACAAUCCUAAGCUUCGAUCUCUUCAGAAAUCCAAUGAAACAAUCACGAAGAAAAUCCUUAAUGUGCAUGGAGGUAUAGCUUGUUUGAAAGCCAUGGGAUUUCAAGAGAGUGAGCAAUGUUUCAAUUUGCCAAUUAAUGACCCACUUAUCAAUUUAAAACAAAUUCGAGUGGAAAUUAACAGAUUGAAGAAUGGUGAGAAAUCUGUAUCAAACAUUCCUAACAAUGUGAGAGUAGAAAAUAACACUAAGACUGAAAAUGAUCAAGUACAAGGUAACAACGGUGUUCCUGAACAUUUUAAGAGAAUCCAACUGCCAUCAUAUACAUCACUAUUUAAUAAUCCAUUUUUGAAAGAAAUUGAGUUAUACUUGCAUCGAGCUUUAUACUAUGAGAAUUCCUACUUGCAAGAGCGAGCAUUAAGUGUGAUACCAUUGAAACAACUUGAAGAAAAUGCUCAGAUUGCAUUAAGAACAAUGCAGGAAAGAGUUAAAAGAGAAAAAUUAAAAGAUCCAGAAGUUAAUUUACAAGAUUUCCUCCUUCUGGAACUCCUAGCAUGGUUUAAAAAUGAUUUCUUCGAGUGGGUUGAUAACCCACCUUGUAGCACAUGCAAAGGUAAAACAAAAUUCUCUCACAAGUCAACAGACAAAGAACUUAUGCAGUUCACUGAUAGAGUUGAGAUGCACAAAUGUAAUACUUGUAACACACUCACGCCAUUCCCACGAUACAACGAUUUAAAUAUACUUCUGGAGACGCGUAAGGGUCGUUGUGGUGAAUGGGCCAACACAUUCACUCUGAUGUGUCGCGCUUUGGGUUGGGAUGCACGUUUUGUAGUUGAUCAAACCGAUCAUGUAUGGACAGAGGUGUAUUCAUUUAGUCAGCGCAAGUGGUUGCACUGUGAUCCAUGCGAAAAUAUCUGUGAUAAGCCGUUGAUGUAUGAAUCCGGCUGGAAAAAGACAGUUUCCUAUGUUAUUGCGUAUUCUGGUGAAGAAGUGCAGGAUGUGACUUGGAGGUAUUCCAGUAAGCAUAAGGAGGUGCUCAAGAGGAGGAAACAAUGCACUGAGGCAGAACUUGUUGAAGCAAUGGGGAUUUUAAGGGAGAAUAAAAUGAGUGGGUUGUCGCAGAGUAGGAAAGAUUAUUUAAAUAAGAGGUUUUUGUCGGAGUUGGUUGAAUUUAUGGUUGAAAAACAGCCUACUGAUGAUGCACAAGUUGGAAGAACAUCCGGGGCUUUAGAUUGGCGUCAAUCACGAGGCGAAAUACAGAGAACGAAUAAAUCGCAAUUUGUUUGGGAGUUUAACUCUUCUGAUGUAUGCAAUGAUUUUAUUACUAUACAAUAUUCAUCAGCUUUAAAUCAGUACCAAAAAGUGACUGUUGAUGGUGCGACAAUUGCGCUUAAUAAUUGGGAUGCAGGAGUGUUUGAAACCGAAGGAGUUUUUCGUAAAGUUGAGACUGAUUGGAAAAAGGUUUAUUUAUGUAGAACAGAAUCAAAAUCAGCUCAAUCUGGACAUAUCACAUGGAAAUUUAUCAUAAGUGAUAGAAACUAUUCAUUUGAUACAAUUGAAUAUGCCAUUGAAAGAACAACAUUUGAAAAUGCUUCGGUCACUGCCAAAAUAUGUAAUAAUGAUCAAUGUGUAUUACUAACAACAGACAAAGGAACAACGAAUGAAUUCUCUGGAAAGAAGGAGUUCAUGAUAACGACGAAUUUAUCGGGUGGUAAAAGUGAUAAUGCAUGGCAACAUGCGCAAUUAUGUCGAGAGGACUUGGACUCAAAAGAUUUUACUUUUAAAGUUAGAUUUACUUUCAAAAAGGGUUAAAUAUGUAUCCAGUGAAUUGAUUAUUUUUAAUAGAGAUUCUGAUCUAUAUUUCAUUGAUACUAAAUCAUUUCACAAGUAAUUUAAAAAUAAACGUAUAUUGUUUCACAAA
Messenger RNA from Dalotia coriaria, 2165 nucleotides. It is a transcript of the gene Pngl, whose product is annotated as N-glycanase Pngl. The transcript is spliced from 7 exons. Bases 149 to 2056 code for a protein of 635 amino acids. Gene Ontology annotation, molecular function: peptide-N4-(N-acetyl-beta-glucosaminyl)asparagine amidase activity. Gene Ontology annotation, biological process: protein deglycosylation; glycoprotein catabolic process; protein quality control for misfolded or incompletely synthesized proteins. The record is from RefSeq and is a predicted model, not a curated record. Gene Ontology annotation, cellular component: cytoplasm; cytosol; nucleus. Lineage: Eukaryota; Metazoa; Arthropoda; Insecta; Coleoptera; Staphylinidae.